Molecule: messenger RNA, 246 nt
Organism: Letharia columbiana
Lineage: Eukaryota; Fungi; Ascomycota; Lecanoromycetes; Lecanorales; Parmeliaceae
Exons: 2
Coding region: 1-246 (81 amino acids)
Source: RefSeq, a predicted model, not a curated record
AUGCAGUUACGCUUUGGAACCUUCAAUGACAGCUUCGAAGAGAUUGCGGACGUUGGACGCCUAGCAAUCUGCAUGGGUGCAAUGGUCUACAUUCAGGAGAACCAAAAGUGUCUUCCAUCCUCUAUGUCCGAAGAAGACGAACUGGAACGGCCGGAUAGGGAUCUCAUCGCAGAAAAUAUGAAACUAGACCCAAGGGACAGACCAAUGGCAAGGAAGCAUUUACAAGAUGUGUGGUUCCGGUCAUGA